Messenger RNA from Nicotiana attenuata, 3180 nucleotides. Its product is annotated as probable transcriptional regulator SLK2. Gene Ontology annotation, cellular component: transcription regulator complex; nucleus. Lineage: Eukaryota; Viridiplantae; Streptophyta; Magnoliopsida; Solanales; Solanaceae. The record is from RefSeq and is a predicted model, not a curated record. The transcript has 10 exons. Bases 294 to 2849 code for a protein of 851 amino acids. Gene Ontology annotation, biological process: positive regulation of transcription by RNA polymerase II; negative regulation of transcription by RNA polymerase II.
AGUUUCCCGCUAGGUAUAAAAAUCGCGAUCGAAGUUUCCUCCGAUUAAUUAGUCCCUAAAAUCUCUCUCUAUCCGGUUUUAGCUCUUGCAAGGACAAAAAGAUCUGAUGCUGCAUUUUGUUGGUGAAGAUAGUAAUUUAUUCGGAUAAUUUGAUGUUUCUAGAUUGUUUUGAUGAAAUUUUGAAGGUUACAUCAGAAGUUCUAAACUUAAAUCUGCACUGUAGAGCCUGAAAAAAAAGAGGGUAAGCACUGGAAAGGUAUUUGGAUUCCAGCCACCAGGGGAUUGUGCCUCCAAUGGCGCCUUCUCGGGUGGCUGGAGGGAUGGCACAUUCUUCUUCAAGUUCUGGUAUCUUUUUCCAAGGAGAUGGGCAGUCUCAAGUUGCCGGAAAUUCUCACUUGACUUCAUCUUUUGGGAAUUCAUCGAAUUCACUACCUGGAAAUCCACGGUCAAGUUUGGGUCCUCUAUCUGCGGAUGUUAGUAAUACAGUUCUGAAUAGUGUAGCAAGCUCAGGUCCUAGUGUUGGGGCAAGUUCAUUGGUUACGGAUGCCAAUUCAGGACUUUCAGGGGGUCCCAAUCUUCAGAGAAGUGCCAGCAUUAAUAAUGAAUCCUACAUGCGGUUGCCUGCAUCACCUUUGUCAUUUUCUUCUAAUAACAUAAGUGUGUCUGGUUCAUCAGUCAUGGAUGGAUCCUCCAUGGCUCAGCAAAGCUCUAACCAAGACCCAAACUCCCAACAACCUCAACAUAAUCAGCAGCGUCAGGGCGCUUCUAGUGCUACAUCUUUGCCCACAUCUAGAGUGGGUCAGGUUCAGCUGCCUAAUGGUCAAGGCCUUAGGGUUCCAGGAUCAUUCAUCCAGGAUCCUGUUGCUUUGUCGCAUAUGCAAAAGAAACCGCGGCUGGACAUCAAGCAGGAAGAUAUUCUACAGCAGCAAGUUCUGCAACAGUUGUUGCAAAGACAAGAUCCUUUGCACAUGCAGAACUCCAAUCCUCAGUUACAAGCCUUGAUUCAGCAGCAGAGGCUGAGGCAACAGCAGCAACAACAGCAUCAGUUGUUGCAGUAUCUGCCACCGCUGCAGAGAGCCCAACUACUGCAGCAACAGCAGCAGCUGCAGCUAAGGCAACAACUUCAACAACAAAGCGUGCAGCCUGUAUCAGCCAUGAAGCGCCCAUCUGAUGGUGUCUUGUGCUCUAGACGGUUAAUGCAAUACUUGUAUCAUCAGAGGCAACGACCUCCUGAUAACUCUAUUGCCUAUUGGAGAAAGUUUGUGGCUGAGUAUUAUUCCCCACGGGCAAAGAAGAGAUGGUGCUUGUCAUUAUACGAGAAUGUUGGGCAUCAUUCACUUGGCGUGUUUCCACAAUCAACCAUGGAUGCAUGGCAUUGUGAUAUUUGUGGCUCAAAAUCAGGCAGAGGAUUUGAGGCAACUUUCGAAGUUCUUCCCAGGCUGAACGAAAUCAAAUUUAGCAGUGGGGUCAUCGAUGAACUCUUGUUUUUGGAUUUUCCGCGUGAAUGCAGGUUCCCCUCAGGAUUAAUGAUGUUGGAAUAUGCGAAAGCAGUUCAGGAAAGUGUAUAUGAACAACUUCGUGUGGUUCGAGAGGGUCAACUCCGAAUCAUUUUUACCUCUGAUUUGAAGAUAUUGUCAUGGGAAUUUUGUGCUCGGCGCCAUGAAGAGCUUCUUCCUCGGAGAUUAGUUGCACCACAGGUGAAUCAAUUGCUGCAGGUUGCUCAGAAAUGCCAAACUACAUUAACAGAAACUGGACCUGAUGGGGUUUCUCAGCAGGAUUUGCAAGCAAACAGCAACAUGGUUGUCACAACUGGACGUCAACUUGCCAAGAGUUUGGAGUUGCAGUCACUUAAUGAUUUGGGAUUUUCCAAGAGAUACGUGAGAUGCCUACAGAUAGCUGAGGUCGUGAAUAGCAUGAAGGACUUGAUGGAUUUUUGCAGAGAUCAUAAAGCUGGUCCAAUUGAGGGCUUGAAAAAUUUCCCACGACAUGGUACUGCAGCCAAAUUUCAGGCACAAAAUGCACAGGAAACAGAGCAGCAGGUGGGUAUUCAGGGUCUGCCAACUGAUCGCAGUGCGUUGAACAAGCUUAUGUCAUUGCACCCUGGGAUGAAUAGCCAAAUGAGCAAUAACCAGCACAUGGGUGGUCGGGGAACUUUAAGCGGCUCUGCACAAGCUGCUCUUCAGCUCACAAACUUCCAAAAUUCGCUAAUCCGGCAAAAUUCAAUGAAUUCAAACUCAAAUACAACCCAACAAGAUGUUUCUCCUGCUUUCAAUUAUUCGAACCACUCUCAAUCUUCACUUUUGCAAGGGCCAAAUGGUAUAUUGCCAGGGACAAUGCAGAACUUACCUGUCAGUGGCUUGUCAAGUACCAAUCUGCAGCAACAACAGCAGCGAUUACUGAAUAGUGGCUUACUCCCACAAAAUCAAUCUCAACCGUCGCAUGGAAGCCAGGUCCUACAGCAACAAAUGAUCCAGCAGCUCCUCCAGGACAUGAAUGCUAACAGCGGUGGGUGUGGAGUUCAACAGCAGUGCCUUGCUGGACAGAGUGGAGGUGCUAGUGCUUCUAGGGAAGGGCUUGCAUUUGGAAACAAUAGUUCUGUGGUUGCUGCAACAGCUACACAUGGGCCGGGAAGCAGUGUUGGACCCACACCAAGUAGAAGCAACAGUUUUAAAUCGGCUUCAAACUGUGAAUGGGCUGGCAACAGUGCUUUCAGUCAAAAAGCUUCAGAUUUGCCUGCGAGUCUGCAUUUAUCAGAUGAGAUGGUCCCAGAUAUGACACAUGAAUUCAGUGAAAAUGGUUUCUUUAGCAGUGAUCUUGACAACAAUAUGAAUUAUGGAUGGAAGGCUUGACUGACAUGUUUUGCUCCUUUGGUUUUGAUGAGAAAAUGAUACUGCUAUAUAUCUUUGUACAGGUUGAUUGUGUUAGGUUUUUUGUUUUCUUCUGAUUCUCUUCCCUAUUUUGUAGUUUGAGGCUGUUGUGGUGUUAAGCACUUGCCCUCUUUAGGUAUUUAGGUCUACUUUCUUUACCUUUCACACACUCUUGGUGUUUACACCUCGAAAACCAUCCACAAGUGUAAUCUAUAGAAAUGGACUGGAGAACAUUAUUAACUGCUAUUACUAUUCUGUUUCAGUUCGUUUGCCCUUCUGGCCCUUCAUGUAUGUGAAUCCGUGUUUUAAUGGU